This is a messenger RNA of Frieseomelitta varia, 1825 nucleotides long. Its product is annotated as transcription factor SPT20 homolog. Gene Ontology annotation, molecular function: double-stranded RNA binding; tRNA-specific adenosine deaminase activity; double-stranded RNA adenosine deaminase activity. Gene Ontology annotation, biological process: RNA processing; adenosine to inosine editing. The transcript has 7 exons. The record is from RefSeq and is a predicted model, not a curated record. The coding region runs from base 133 to 1680 and encodes 515 amino acids. Lineage: Eukaryota; Metazoa; Arthropoda; Insecta; Hymenoptera; Apidae. Gene Ontology annotation, cellular component: nucleolus; cytoplasm.
ACAACAGUAAAACGUCAUUUCCUACUUCUCUGUAACGAGAUAAGGAAAGUUUCUUAAUUAAAUGUACUGUAAAAAAAUACUUUUAUGUUCUGAAACUAAUUAUAUUUGAAGUGAUCUAACUUAAACCUUAACAUGUAUACAAGAAGCAGACAAAGCCAAGCCUAUGCCAAUAUGAGAAACCAAAGUCCCGUAGGAUACCAAGGUCAAAGCACUUACAAUCAGCAAGGCAGUUUUCAAGCAACACAACCUCCUCCAAAUCAACAAAGUAAUUACAAACAAGGAAGUGCACAAAAUUCACAACAAUUUAAACCGCAGCAGCAGCAACAACAGCAGCAGCAGCAGCAGCAGCAACAACAACAAGUAUCUGCAACAAGGAAUCCGCAACAAGGGAAACCUCAGCAGCCACAAAUACAACAAGCAGCAGCAAAGAAUCCACAACAGGGGAAACCACAACAACAGCAGCAACAAUUAGCACAGCAAAUUAAACCGCAACAGUCUGUGAUAACCUCUCCUCAAACUCAAACUCAGUCACAACCUCAGUCACAAUCCCAACAACAAUCUCAAUUGCAAUCUCAGUCUCAAUCUCAACCUCAGAGAUUGAAACCAAUUUUAAAACAAACUUCCCAUACUCAGCAACAAAGUGUACCCAUUGUGCAAAACAAUCCUGUUUCAUCUUCUCAACCAUUAGUUCCUACUUCAACAUCUUUAACAACUAACUCUAACCCUACACCACCAGCAAGCAAUAGCACAUCUGAAGUAAAUAAUGAAAGUCAAGUGUCUGAAAAUACAGAUACUGAAAUCCAAGAACAACAUCCAAGAUGGAGACGUAAGGCACCAGGAUUUAGGGUAAAUAAAAGAUUGAAACGUCUUCGUUUGAAUCAACGUCUAAGAAAAACAUUGCAACCAAAAAAUGCGAUUAUGGUACUAAAUGAAAUGAAACCUGGGGUACAAUUCACAUUUCCUGAAACUCAAGGACCUAUGCCAAAUUCCCUGUAUCUUGUUCAUGCAGAGCUUGAUGGUAAAACUUACGUUGGACAAGGUUUAUCGAAACCACUUGCUCGUCAAAAUGCUGCUGAAAAUGCAUUGAAAGCAUUGUUACUUGAAAAAAUGACUGCAGCAUCUAUGAAAGCACGUAUUGAUGCUGAAUCAGAUGGACAAUCAGUUCAAGCUAUAGAGUCUAAUAUAAUAAAAGAAGAAAUUAAUGAAGAAGGUGGAACGCCAAUGGAUACUAAUGUUGACGAAAGUGAUGAAAUUCCAUGGAGUUCUUUAGCUAGUUUUGCAUUGUAUAAACUUUUCCUUGAAUGGCAUAAUCAAGGUACAUCAGUUCCAGUUCCAAGACCAGGAUUGCCAUCACCUGUUAAAGGACUUAAAAGAGAGAUUUCUCAUGUCCAAAAAACUCCAGUUCAGAAAGAACUGCCAGCUAAUGCAACAAAUAUACACCCUGUAAUGUUAUUAAAUCAAAUGAGACCGGGUUUAACAUAUGUAGAGCUUAAUCGAGUUGGUAAUCCACCAAAUACAAUGUUUACUCUUGCCGUAGAUAUUGAUGGUAUUGAAUAUACAGGAACAGCAAAGAAUAAAAAAGAUGCCAAGAAAAUAGCAGCAAAAUCUGCACUUCUUGCUUUGUAUGGUUUAAAUUAUCCAGAUGAAACCACGGCAAUCCAGGAUCAACCAACGGCUUAAAGCAAGACUCAGAUAUCAUUAAUUUUUCUAAUGUGUAAAUUAUGAUACAUAUUAUUAUAUUGUUAUUCAUUUUUAACCAUUGUUUUAAUUCAAGCAUUAUAUAAAUUAUAGCAUAUUAUAAAAGACAUUUUAAAAUUUGAAAGCU